Molecule: messenger RNA, 2481 nt
Organism: Panonychus citri (citrus red mite)
Lineage: Eukaryota; Metazoa; Arthropoda; Arachnida; Trombidiformes; Tetranychidae
Product: lysosome membrane protein 2-like
Exons: 10
Coding region: 247-1839 (530 amino acids)
Cellular component (GO): cytoplasm; membrane
Molecular function (GO): scavenger receptor activity
Source: RefSeq, a predicted model, not a curated record
CACUUUUCUCAUCAUCAUAAUCUUAACUUGUUGAUUUCUGUCAACUGCAUAAAUGAAACUUUUACUUUAUUCAAUUUCAAUGGUGAUAUAAGUUAACUUAUUCCACGUUACCUGAGACAUUAUCGCCUCCCGAAAAUCAAACUACUUAACAUUUAGUCAUUUUUUCAUCAUUACAAUCAACUUUAUCUUUAUCAUCAUAAUUAUCUUUCAUCAAUUUAUCACCAAACUUACACGUUCUGAUUUCAAAUGGAUCUUAAUAAAUCAAUAUCAACAGUUAUCAUCUUAAUUGGUUUAACAAUCAUCGCCUUUGGUGUUUAUAUGCCUCUUUUAAUAGACAAUUUCAUUGAGACAAUAAUUCAACAGAGAUUCCCAUUGACCAAUGGAUCUGAGACAACACUGACCUGGUCUAAUCCAGAUAUUCCUAUUUAUACUCGUUUCUAUCUCUUCAAUUUAACUAAUGUCGAUGAUUAUAUUUCCGGUGAGAAACCAAAUUUCACGGAAAUGGGUCCAUACACCUUUAGGCAGAUUCGACGAAACAUUAUCCACUCAUGGAAUAUGGAUGAGACCAUGAUGGACUAUGAAACUAUUCGUAGUUACCAUUUCGAGCCUGAACUAUCCUCAGGAAGUUUAGAAGAUGAAAUAACAUUAAUCAACUUCCCUGUAGUGGCUAUAGCAAAAACUAUUUCAGAUCGAGCUUCAAUGUUCAAGAAAACUGCUGGUGCAAUAAUUAAGAAACACGGUGGAGGUUUGUUUCUCAAUUUGACCAUUGGUCAAGUGCUUUUUGAUGGAUUUGAAGUUCCAUUUGUUACCAAAUUAGCAUCAUUCUCUCGUAACCUAAGAAUACAUUUUCCCGAUAAAUUUGGUAUCAUGUAUGGACAAAACAACACAGGUAAUGGUGUCUUAACAGCGUUCACAGGUAAAGAUGAUGUAAAAAAAUUGCUUCUUAUGCAUAAAUGGCGAGGUGAAAGAACUGUUAAUUGUUGGGCUGAUAGUCGAUGUGGAAUGCUCAAUGGUACUGAUGGUACCUGGUUCCAUCCGAUGAUUUCCUCAACGGAAAAUUUGUAUGCCUUCAAUGCUGAAGUAAACAGAUCUUUAUUAUUGGAAAAUUCUGGUGACACUAAUGUCCAAGGAAUUACUGCUUCUCGUUUUAUCGCUGCUCGUGGUCUACUUGAUGCUCCAUCAAAUAGUAUCGAUAAUGAAUGUUUUUGUAUCUCAAAUGACACAAGUCUAACUGAUUCCGGUUUCUGUUCACUUGAUGGUGUUCUGGACAUUUCAAGGUGUAACAAUGGAGUACCUUUGGUCAUUUCUUUGCCUCACUUUCUGUAUUCCGAUCCUCUUUUAAUCCAAGCCGCAGAGGGAAUCAGUCCGGAUGCUAUUAAACAUCAGUCAUAUCUUGAUAUUGAGAGAUUAACGGGAAUAGUUUUAUCAGCUCGUCGGAGGAUACAAUUCAAUCUUCGACUUCGUUACACUUACAACCUCGGAGGUAUUUCGUUGAAAGAUAUGGUCUAUCCACUUCUAUGGCUGGAAGAGGGAGCUGAUAUACCUAAAGAUAAAGCUAAUGAAUUAUAUGAUAAAAUAUUUUCCAAAAUUAUCAUGGCUGAAAUCAUCUCUCUAUCAUUAGUUAUAAUUGGAAUUGGAUUAAUCAUCUUUGCACUUUUCUCGUUCACAUGGCCUUACCUUUCAAAGAACUUUAUUGGAAAAUAUAAAGAUAAAGUAGCCAAAGAUCGUAAAUCUGGUUACACUUUCCUUGGAUUAGCUGAUAAUAACAAUGGUCACUUACAAACUGUUGACCAUCAUGAGACGCUUGUUGAAAAGAUGGAGAAAAAACCAUUCCAAUGAAAUAGAAAAGAUUAAGAAUAGAAAGAGAAACAAAUAAAAGCUGAACUUACCACCAUGUGAAUGAACAUCCACCAUGAUGAUGAUGAUCAGUCGAGUUUGCAUAUCUUCAGGUCUCCUCAUCCAUCCCUUGGAGUUUACAUUCAAGAGACAAAAAAAGAUCAUCAUAAGUUAAAAUUUCAUUCAUAAUUGAAACAAUGAUUGAUAGUAAAUACUCACAAUAUUAUCAAUGGAGUAAAAAUUAAAUCUGUAACUUUUUGCUCAACAAAUUUCAUCUCCCAUGUUACAUGUAAAGUGCUAAUCAUCUUCACCAAUGUAUUACAGUGACUCAGUGGAAUGUUUAAAUUUCCGAGCACCAUAACUCAAUCCAAACUCGCAAAUGAUACAUUUCUAAUGAUACUAUUAUAAUAUAUACAUAUCUCUCUCUCUCUCUCACAAACUCACUCACUCUAAAAAUUACUCCCUAAUCAUGUUUGAAUCAUUUGCAUAAACUCAUUCACGACCAAUUCAUUAGAUCAUUGCAAUCAAACAUGAGUCUGUCCCAUGUUUUGGGCUGAAAAUAAUCAUUAAAUUGCCUUUAUAAAUAUUCAUACUCAUGGUAUCAUCGAUAUGGCGAAAUAAAAAGAUAAUUUUAUUUUCUAAUAA